CCGAUCUGCCGACUGGACCGUCAUCGUGCCAUCGCCGACUUAUCGAAGUGGGUGUGUUACUAAACUACACCGCCUCAUAUCUCUUAUCUCUGUAUACCGAUGUGCAGUGAUUUAGAGAUAACAGGGACUACGUUCUUAUUAAAAAGGUACGACUGUUUUUCCAAGCGCUCAUUCAUCAACAGACGCCACGUUAGUACCGCGGCCGGUUAGUGUUCCGCGCUUAUUGUGUUCGAUUCAGUGACAAUUUGUGACAUUUUUGACUGAAAUGCUAGCGAUGGAAGAGGACUGUCGUCACCUGACGACGGAAGACAUCAAGGAAGGAGACAUGCUGGAACAACGCUACCCUAUGCCGGAUAGUCCGCUUGAUCUCCGUGGCUCAGUAGAAUCUCAAACAUCCAUCAAAACCGAGGAUAAUUACAGCGAUAAAUCCAUGAAGAAAUCCGGACAGAUGAUCAAACCACCUUACUCGUAUAUCGCUCUAAUCACCAUGGCAAUACUGCAAUCGCCUCAAAAGAAACUGACUUUGAGUGGAAUUUGUGAGUUUAUUAUGACCAGAUUCGGGUACUACAGAGAAAAAUUCCCUGCCUGGCAAAACUCGAUAAGACACAACCUCUCCUUGAACGAUUGCUUCAUCAAAAUACCUCGAGAACCUGGAAAUCCUGGUAAAGGUAACUACUGGACCUUAGAUCCUUUAGCAGAAGACAUGUUCGAUAACGGUAGUUUUUUGAGGCGACGGAAACGAUACAAGAGACCAUCUCCGAACUUAAUGAUGAGAGACCACCAUGCCUCCGCUAUGGUGGCUCAGUUUCUGCAAAGUCAGGAGAAUUACCACAACAGUUUGUUCAGUCAUGCGAGUCUUCACAAUCCUUACACGUACUUACCAGGUAUUCCUACAAGUCUCUCUAACGGAUUACCUCUUUUAAGUCCAAUGGACCUGUCCAGAUUCGGAAUACCACCUUUGGGAUUAAUUGCACAACCAAACAUUUGUAAACCCGUUCCAGUUCAACCAACUAGCGUUACUCCAGUGUCUGAUACCGAGGACUAUCUUCCGACGGAGAUUCACAAGAAAGCGAAGAAUGGAUUUUCGAUAGAUUCAAUCAUCGGUAACGAAAGUAAAGCAGGAAAUAAACCAGAUAUCUCGAGGAAAAGCAAUUCUCAAAGUCCGGACAUAGUGUUGCCUCGUUUACAUAACCAAAUGAGUGCGUUUUCUCCAUUAUCGUCCAACGACGAUUGGACAAGGUGAAGUUUUCUCUUAGACUUAAUGUGGAACCCGAAAUGUUCGUUCGAUGAAUCUUUUAUAAUGUAAGACCAAAGAUUUUUAAUAUAGACUGUAAUGUGAUUAUUUUGUUGCAAUAUUUAUUAUGUAUAACGUUGUAGACUUUUAGAGUAAGGCUAAUGUUAGUUUUAGUGUCGAUGUAGAUAAAUCUCAUUAGAGGCUGUAUAUUGUAUAUUUUACAUUUCCUUAUACUGUGUAUAUAAAUAUAAAAAGUCAUUACACCAACUUAGUUUAAUAAGUUUUAGAUGAUUACUCUAAUAAUAUAUUUGUGUAUAUUUGAAAAUAAUAAAAGACCCAGUAAUUUA
Sitophilus oryzae (rice weevil) is the source of this 1581-nucleotide messenger RNA. RefSeq names its product forkhead box protein D3-like. NCBI's taxonomy places the organism in Eukaryota, Metazoa, Arthropoda, Insecta, Coleoptera, Curculionidae. Gene Ontology annotation, molecular function: RNA polymerase II cis-regulatory region sequence-specific DNA binding; DNA-binding transcription factor activity, RNA polymerase II-specific. Bases 266 to 1243 code for a protein of 325 amino acids. The record is from RefSeq and is a predicted model, not a curated record. Gene Ontology annotation, biological process: anatomical structure morphogenesis; regulation of transcription by RNA polymerase II; cell differentiation. The transcript has a single exon.